Messenger RNA from Athene cunicularia (burrowing owl), 4150 nucleotides. It is a transcript of the gene LAMP3, whose product is annotated as lysosomal associated membrane protein 3. The transcript has 6 exons. The coding region runs from base 1142 to 2431 and encodes 429 amino acids. NCBI's taxonomy places the organism in Eukaryota, Metazoa, Chordata, Aves, Strigiformes, Strigidae. Gene Ontology annotation, cellular component: membrane. The record is from RefSeq and is a predicted model, not a curated record.
AUCUGUCCAACAUAACUUUAUUUGUCCAGCAUAUGUGUCAGAAAAGCCAGAGAGUGUUUUUUUAUCUUUACCCAUCUACCUUAGUCAUGUUCCUGAAUCCCUGGGACUCUUAGGGGAGUGCAGAUAUUCACAUGGACAGUUCAGAGUCGCAUAUGUUAAUGCUGCAGCCAUAAGGCGAGGGAGUUAUAGGAUAACUUGAUUAUCGUUAACCCCCAAGAUAUCUGAAUACCUUUGGCUACCAGUGGUUUAUUAGGGAGCACUAAUAGACCCAAAUGCAUGUUGUGGAUCGUGUGGAAGGGCAAGCAGGUAAAAAUGAGAAUGUAGAAACACAAUGCAAAUAGAGAGAGCAAAAUAAAUUGGAACUAAUACCAGCUGGUAGCCAGAUUUUUGGGGUAAACUACACCUCAGUUGAGCUUUCAAGUCAUUGGCCUUAGAAUGUUACUGCGGUGCAAUAUUGGUAUGAGAAAAUGAAGAAUUAGGACCACACCAGGUCCCAGGGGUGGGGUUUGUGUUUGGAUGCCACGCUAAUGGUGAGCUGCCCCAGCUGAUCCACCUUCAACAAGCUCAGUCCCCUGGAGCAGGACUGAACCAGCCCCAAAGGCUGCUGACAGUCCCAGCUGGGACCAGAGCCCGCGUGGGGCUUUGCUCAGCCCUGUCUCACUUUUAGCUGGUGCUCUGUGGAGAUCACACCUCUCCCUUCUGUGCCUUAACAAAAAAGAAAGUUUGGCCCUAAAGAAAGUACUUUUCUAAAGAACACAGAGAAAGUACUGCGGGUUGUAACCCUCCACUAGGGUACAGCUGCAGUCUGCCCAGCUUAUCAAAACUGGGGGGAGAUGCCUGAAGCUUUACGUGGCCUAGCAGAGGCCCUGGUCUCAGCUGCAGAGUGAGAGCCUCUCCUCUCCCCAGUUAGCCCAGCAGACCUUUCUGUUUUCACUUUAUUUCCUAACUAUCAUUUAUUUCCUCCUCUGGUACUGUACAGAGGAGAAACAUCAGUCUCCUGCUCUCUCUCCACCUCCUUUCUAGCCAUGUGACAGCACUCCCUGCAUAAAGUGAAACUUUUCAGUCCCCAGAAAACCUUGAUUUCCUUUCCAACCGCUCCACGGUGAGAAGCAACAUCUCUCAAACCUGCAGCUUGCUGGCCAUGGGGAGGAGCACACGGCAGUUCAUCCUGCUCACCUUUGCCUGCGCAUUUUCCUCCUGCUUUGCUGAAGUGGCCCUCAGGGUUGAACUGUCUCCAGAAACCACAUCCUUCCACCAUACGGCUACUUCUGCUCAGCCACUUUCCCUUUACCAUUCUUCACCCCAUCAAGGCACCACAGUUCAUUUUAACAGCACAGACUCUCUUAAAACAACACCCUUAAGCCAUAGAACAACUGUGCAGACAACAGACCAGCACCAGGUAACAACAGCUCCAGGCCAUCACACAACAGCCCAGGCAGGAACAACCACCAUACAAGUGACCAGCCAGAAAUCUCCCCCAGUGGUAUCCACAACAUCAGCAGACAACACAACUACAACCCAGGCAAUGGAAACGGUUACACCUGCAGUGAAGAACACAACCAUACAACCAAUGUCCUCAGCCAGGCAAGCCAGAACGCAUGUGAGCACAGAGGUGAUAAUGCCAGCCACAAACACAACCGUAGAUCAUACAACACCAGCUACACAUCUGACCACUACAGCCACCACCACGCGAACUGUAAAGCCCAGCACAGGGUCAGGAAAUCAAACAACAGCCCAUACCAGCCCAACAGCCACAGUCGUGACCAACAAAACAACCAUUCAUCCAGGGACUCAAACAACCAUCCCACCUACUACGAUGACAGAGAGACCCACUCUCACACCACAGCCUUCCCUCAUCCCCACCGGCACAUACACCGUUUCCAGUGGGAACAGGACCUGCGUCAAAGCGGUCAUGGGUUUGCAGCUGAUGGCUCAAAAUACACAGACGAAGCGGAUGGAAUACAUGGCUGUCAACCCCAAUGCCACACAGACGUCUGGAAGCUGUGGGAUGGAGCAGUCUGAGCUGAACAUAACUUUCAGUGGAGGGUUUAUAAACUUCACCUUUGUGAAGCAAGCUCCAACAUACUGUGUCAGUAAAAUCGAGACCAGAUUACAGUCUGAAGGUAUGCUUUACUACGCUGCCAUACAUGAGAAGCUGUUUACAACAAAGUUGGGGAAUUCCUUUAAGUGUGCCAGCAAGCAGACUUUCCACUUGGAGAAGAACUUGCAGCUACUCUUUGUUAAUAUGCAGCUGCAGGCGUUUGAUAUUGUUGGUAACCAGUUUGGUAAAGAAGAAGAAUGUUUUGCGGAUAAAAACAGCAAAGCAGCUCCCAUCGCAGUGGGCCUGAGUAUCCUGGGAUUGUUUGUCAUUGUGUUUGUCAUUUUCCUGAUUUCCAGAAGAAAAUCGCAUCAAGGAUACCAACGUAUCUGAGGUGCCCUUAUAUUUUCAGAUGUGUGUAGCAAGUAGAGAAGUCACGGGAGUUUUAGCUUCUACCUGGUAAUCUCACUGUACUGUGGGAUGACAGUAUAUGUUUAAAUCUAAUUAAUAUUUCUGGACGUGAUUUCUUUAAGACUGGAAGGAGAGAACUCACACCAUCUACUUUAGGCUAUUCUUGGCAUCUAAUUUAGAUGGAGUCCAGAGGCCCAAAGUGAGAAGCAAUUCAGACCACCUAAAUCAAAUGCCUGAAGACAGCUUAAAGGAAGCAGUAUUGAUAUCCCACAAAAAAAUCUAUCAGGUUUGGUAAAGAUAGCAUUUAGAUUUAUUAAAUGACCUUCAAGUGAAUAAAACAGAGGUCCACAGCUACAGACAACGCUGUUAAAUCAGAGCUCAGUGAAACCUUGCAGGAACUCAGUGUAUGCUGAAGUCUCAGGGCAAGUGUAAGGGUGACAAGCAAGUUCUCACCAGUGCUGUAACAGGGUCACACUGCGUAAGUUCUUGGGUUUUUCCUACUAAGCCCUUUGCAAAGACACAGUGGUAAUGUGACUCUUACUUGACAGACAGUAUUUUUAGAAAAUUUUCUAGUUUCCAGUGAUUGUGUAUGCAAGUAAGAGAUUACCCAGCUGAGGUCAUACACGGUCUGUCUGACCACUAUGUGCCAAAAUUAUCACUUGUCAUUUCUUGUCUCAGCCCUGCUGCAAAGAUGUCUGAACUUCUUGCCAAGAAUUCUUGAACUGCAGCCUCAUAAAGCACAGCACAUUAGAGCAAUCUGACACUGGUAAAUUUAUCCUGAAGUGUUAUGCUGCAAACUGCACAGUUCAGGAGCUGAUUGACAGGCAGCUGAGAUGUCUGUGCAGAACUGGGCCGGCGUUAGGAGGCGGUAACUCCAUCCAUCUGCCACACCAGGCCAAGCCACCCCACUUGGCAACUGGUGCUCAAGGCACAGCAUCCCUUUGCCACAUGUUUGUAACACAACAUGGAGAAAGCUAACACGAGGAUUCUGAAAGCACUCUGACACACGGGCCGGUUCUAAGGUUGCCAGAGCAAUAGAUGGGCACUGGGGUGAAUUUGCUUGAUAAAUUCAAGGAGCUUAAUAUUUCAUGGUCUUGUGAGAGCUCAUGAAUCACCCACUUCCUAUUCAGACAUGAACCUGUUACAGCAACUGCCGCUGAACUCAGUAACUGCCCUUCUACUGAGAUGGCAGCACUGUGAUCUCUCUUAAUCCGGGAAGAUACCACGCUCACUCACAUGCCUGGGAUUAAGUGGCCACAAUUGUGGUAGACCUGCACAAGGUCCAUGAGCAAAUGGAGAUCCACUGACACUGUAUGGUCGAGGCUUCUGUGGAAAAUAAAAGCUUGCACAGGCCUUGGACAAACUCUCUGCCCAAAAGUGAAUGCUAUCCAGUGUGCUCCCAGCUGAGCAGCUGGAUUUUCAUAUGGAAAUACUUUGGAGUUGCUUUAAAGCACACUAGUUCAUAUACUCUGUAGUCUGCUUCCUCUAAGCCAAUGAUGAAGGCAUGAAAGUAGUAAUUGCUUUUGACAUUAAGUUCAGUUCAUGUUCUUUACUGUAACAAGGAAAAUCUCGUCACAAAAGAUUUGCAAAGCUAAACUUAUGCACAAAUGUGCACACCCCCCCCCACACACCACACAAUCUGUUCACUGCAGCAAAUGACAUCAAAAUGAUGAGAAUUUAUGUAUAAAAACAUUUACAAAA